AUGCUCAUCGAUCUGAAUCCCGCCAACAAGAUUCUUGAGGAAUCCCUCAGGGAUAGGUUCGCCGGGAGCUUAGACAAAUCGCAGUCGAAGGUGGCGGAUUUCGAUGGUGUCACAUACAAAAUCUCGUCACCGGAUGCCAAAACCGCGUUGCACAUCAGCAUGUCACUGAAGUGCUUCCCAGAACUUCAGAAGUAUGGUGCGGAUUCGGUGCUGAAAAGAAUAUAUGGGGACCAGCUGCAAGAUACCCCUGAGGAUGGGUACGAUGUCACGCUAAGAUUGGAUUUGGAGAAUUUGCCAGAAGACAAAGAAUCAUUGAUUCGCGAAGUUUCAUUGUUGAAGCGGAAUGCUCUUGCCGCCCCUUUCGAACGGGCAUUUGCGGCCCAAUUGGAAGGCAAUGACUCGGAACUGAUGACGAUCACAUACCGCGCCGAUGAAGCAUUUUACGUCAAGGCACAACACGACCGUGUAACUGUCAUCUUCUCUACGGUCUUCACAGAGGAGACCGAUCGGAUUUUUGGGAAGGUCUUCUUGCAGGAAUUCGUUGACGCCCGCCGAAGUCCCGCAACCCAAAACGCACCACAAGUGCUCUACAGCCACCGCGAGCCACCAAUGGAACUUCGCGGCGUCUCAGGGGUCCAUGAGAGCGAAAACAUCGGCUAUAUCACCUUUGUCCUCUUCCCACGACACUUUACAGGCAAAGACGCCGCCGAAGGUUGCAUUUCCCGCAUCCAGCUCUUCCGCGACUACCUGCACUACCACAUCAAAGCUUCCAAAGCCUACAUGCACUCGCGUAUGCGCACGAGAGUCGGCUCGUUCCUCAAAGUGCUGAAUCGCGCGAAGCCAGAGCAGCCGGAGGACAAGGAGAAGAAGACGUCGAGCGGUAAAACCUUCAAACGCUCAUAA
Messenger RNA from Fimicolochytrium jonesii, 903 nucleotides. Its product is annotated as Arp2/3 complex, 34 kd subunit p34-Arc-domain-containing protein. The coding region runs from base 1 to 903 and encodes 300 amino acids. NCBI's taxonomy places the organism in Eukaryota, Fungi, Chytridiomycota, Chytridiomycetes, Spizellomycetales, Powellomycetaceae. Gene Ontology annotation, cellular component: actin cytoskeleton; Arp2/3 protein complex. Gene Ontology annotation, molecular function: structural constituent of cytoskeleton; actin filament binding. The transcript has 5 exons. Gene Ontology annotation, biological process: Arp2/3 complex-mediated actin nucleation; actin filament polymerization. The record is from RefSeq and is a predicted model, not a curated record.